AUGAAAGUAUAACUAAAUUCAUAACCACGAUUAAAUAAGAGAUUAUAGGUUAUGAUUUAAGCUAAGGAAGUUUAUCUUUCGAGUGAUAUACCAUGUCAGAUUAGAGGAUGCGCAUUCUGUACACAAGAAUCAGAAAUUCAAUUAGAAAAUCCUAUAUAUUUGUUGGAUAAUGAGAUUUUGGAAUAAUAUAUAGAUUUGAUUGAAUAAUCUAAUAUUAAAAAUAUUGUGGUAUUACAAUCUUAAGUAGCUCAUUUCAGAAAAAGAUAAUAAUAAUCAUAGUAUGCACAAUAAGUAAUAAAUCUGAUUGAAUCUAAUUUUUCAAAGAAAAUUUAUGUAUAUUAAGAUGAAUUUUCUGUUCACACACAAAAUGGUAAUCCAUUAAUAUUAUUGGCUAAAUGGUAUAAUGAACAUAGAUAAUUUUUGAAAGACGAGUUAGAUUUAUGUUUGUUGACCCAAAAUUAUGAUAUGCAUUAAUAAAGCAAGAAUUUAAAUAUAAAAUGCUAUACAAUCUAGGAUUAUGUAAAAUAAUAUGAAAACAAUGAUUUAAUUGAUUUCUUGGGAAUGGAUGAAGAAUUUGAAGUUGAUUAAUAGGCUAUUAAGAAUUAGUUCAAUUAUAUUCCUGUAGAGGAAUGUGUUUAGUAAAUUAAAUAAGGUUUACUAUUUGAAGGGAGAAUAUCGAUAGAUAGAAACAAUAUAAAAUAGGCUAGGAUAUUUGUGAAACAAUUUUAAUUAGAAAUAAAGAUAAAUUAGUAAAAUAGAGUAUUACAUGGAGAUAGAGUAGCUGUCGAAUUGUUACCAGAAGAAGAGUGGUAAAAAUAAUAAAAGUAAAUAUAAAUAACAUUUGAUGAAGAGGAAGAAGAUGAUGGAAAUAAUAAUACACAUACAAAUGAUACUAGUCAUGAAAUUAUGUCAACAAACCAUUUAUAAAGUUUAUUUAAAAAAGUAUAAACACAGAAUUUAAUUCCUUAUGGAAAAGUUGUCUGUGUAUUAUAAAGAACAGAAAGACAUUUUUGUGGUCAUGUAGAGAAUAAUAUAUUUUUUCCUGCUGAUGGUAGAUAUCCGAAUUUUAUUCUGAAACAUUCUAAAUGUGAUAGUUUAUAGGAUAAGAAAAUUUAAGUUUAAUUUGUAGAUUGGCCAGUUUGGAGUGAUAAACCACUAUGUAAAUUAAAAAAGGUAUUGGGGAAAGCAGGUGAUAUGUUUAUUGAAGGGAAUGUUAUAUUAUUGGAACAUUAAGUAGAGAUAAGAGAGUUUUCACAUUAAGUAUUAGCUUGUUUGCCAAUAGAAGGGGUAUAUAUUAAUUACUAAUAAAAUAAAGGAUAAAUAUAAAAUAUCAGAGAUGGAGAUAAAGAGAAGAAUGGAUUUGAGAGAUAUAUUAGUUUGUUCAAUAGAUCCAGUAGGAUGUAAAGAUAUUGAUGAUACAUUACAUUGUAGAAGAUUGGAUAAUAAUUUAUAUGAAGUUGGUGUUCAUAUAGCAGAUGUAUCACAUUUUGUAAGGCCAGAUACAGCAAUAGAUAAAGAAGCUGCUCAUAGAUGCACAACAGUAUAUUUAGUAGACAGAAGGACAGAUAUGUUACCGAAAUUAUUAACAGAGAAUUUAUGUUCAUUAGUAAGUAAUGUAGAUAGGCUAGCCUUUUCAGUUAUUUGGAUAAUGGAUGAAAAUGCUAAUAUAAAGGAUGUGAAAUUCGGUAAGAGUAUUAUCAGAUCUGUUGCAUCUUUACAUUAUUAAUAAGCUUAAGAAAUGAUUGAUAAUAUUAAUGAUAAUAGUCAAUUAACUUAGAGCAUAAGAUUGUUGAAUAUGUUAGCAAAGAAAUUGAAAUAAUAAAGAUUAGAUUAAGGAGCAUUAUCAUUAGCUAGUAAUUAAGUUAAAUUCUCAUUUGAUGAUGAAACUCAUAAUCCAAGUGAUGUACGUAUGUAUUAAUUGUAUGAUACAAAUUCACUUGUUGAAGAAUUCAUGCUUUUAGCUAAUUGUUCGGUAGCCAAUCAAAUCUUACAAAGAUUUCCAUCAAUAUCAGUUCUACGUAGACAUCAAGAACCAAAGAUGAAAUAAUUAAAAGAACUAUAAAUCUUAAUGAAUGAUUUAGGUAUACAUUUUCAUAUAUUCUUAUUUAGGAUAUCAAUUUACAUUUGAGACAUCUAAAUUACUUAGUGAAUCAUUAGAUUAAAUCUAAAGAAAGAAUGAUUCAUUCUUUAAUAAACUUAUUCGUAUGAUUACAACUAGAUGUAUGAAUGAAGUAUAUUCCUAUUAUUAUUUAUCUUAGGCUCUUUAUGUGUGUACAGCUGAUGUAGAUUAUCCAGAACUUUAUCAUUAUGGUUUGGCUGCAGAACUCUAUACACAUUUUACAUCUCCAAUUAGAAGAUAUGCAGAUGUACUUGUUCAUAGAUUAUUGGCUGCUUCUAUUGAUUUAGAAUCUCUACCACCAUCUAUGUCAAAUAAAAUAAGAAUGACUAGAAUUUGUGAUAAACUUAAUAUGAGACAUAGAAUGGCUAGAUUUGCUAGUAGAGCAUCAUCUGAUUAUCAUACCUAUCUAUUCUUCAAAAAUAGAUCUCAAUAAAUUGAUCAAGCUAUUAUUACUGGAAUCUUGACAGAUAAAGUAACUGUCAUGAUUCCUAGAUAUGGAUUGGAAGGUACGAUAGAAGCAUAAAUAAUUGACAGAAUGAACAUCAUUAUAUAAGGCACAACACAUAGAAUUUUUGAUUAUAUAAAUGUCGAAGUGUCUGUUGAAUUGCAUAGUUUCCAUAAAAAAAUUCAUAUGAAAUAUAUUCAAAAUAAUAAAUGA
Paramecium sonneborni is the source of this 2777-nucleotide messenger RNA. NCBI's taxonomy places the organism in Eukaryota, Ciliophora, Oligohymenophorea, Peniculida, Parameciidae. The record is from the annotation of a GenBank genome assembly.